Molecule: messenger RNA, 4812 nt
Organism: Closterium sp. Naga37s-1
Lineage: Eukaryota; Viridiplantae; Streptophyta; Zygnematophyceae; Desmidiales; Closteriaceae
Source: the annotation of a GenBank genome assembly
AUGGGGCUGAGCGGGGCUCAAAUAGCGGAUGUGUGGGAGGCGAGGAAAUCGGCGGAAGACACGGUGCGGCUGGUGAACCGCGUGCUUGAUCUGUCCAAGCUUGAGGCGCGCAAGAUGGCGCCCUGCUGUGGGCCGGUUGAGCUAAGGGCUUGGCUGGAGAGCGUUGUUGCGGAGAACUACUGGAGGGCUCGCCAGAAGGGGAUUGAGUUGGUGGGAGUGGUGGAUAUGAACGUGCCUUUGGAGUUGGAGAUAGACGCCAUGAGACUCACGCAAGCGCUGCAAGAGCUCCUAGACAACACGCUUCACCACACCACGGAGGGCCAUCUGCUGCUGCGAGUGGCUGUGUGCCCCGCCUCCACCCCUCUAGAGGACGCCCUCCGCCAUAUCAUUGUAUCUGAUGUUCCAAUCCAGCCAUGCCCUCCUCCUAGCCCCUCUUUCUUCGCCCGGGCUACUCACUUCGCCACCAUCCUCACACCACGCUUCACUCAAACUCGCUUAAAGCCCUGGACUAAAGCAGACGUUGCAAGACAGAGUGUAGCAACGGAAGGGAGAGCAAUAGUAGGAGCAGCGGAAAAAACAGCAGGGGAAACGCCAAGGGAGGGGGAGCAAGUGAGGGAGGGUCUUGGAGGGGAGGGGGGAAGUGAGGGGUCUCGGGAUAAUAGUGGAUGGAGUGGGGAUGGGGAGGAGGAGGGUGUGCGGAUGAAGUGUGGGAAUGCUGUUGAUUCACUCACAGGGGGUGGGGGGGAGCGCAUGCAGCUGGUGGUGGUGUGUGAGGAUACCGGCUGUGGCUUCGAUGCAUCCUUUCAAAGAAACCUUUUCGAGUUCAAGGGACGGACAGAGAGUGGAGGAGCAGGGCUGGGUCUGGCUCUCAUGCACCAACUGGUGACCCUCAUGGGCGGCCAUGUGGCCUGCCUAUCUCAUCCCGGCAUCGGCUCAACCUUCGCCUUCUCCCUCCCCUUCUCCUCGCCCCCAUCGCCCCUUGCUCCUGCCACGGCCGUUACUCACCCUCCCGCUACUAUCACCCGCGGCACUCCCAGUGUUCCUGAGCAACCUUUGGGUUUGAAGGAAGAGGGUGAGAAUGGAGGGGAGGAUGGGGAGAAUGGAGGGGAGGAUGGGGAGAAUGGAGGGGAGGAUGGGGAGGACGGGGAGGAGGAUAAGAUUUGGCCGGAGGAUAUGUGGGGAUGUGGCGCAAUCCUGAGACAUAGGAACAGACUGAAUCGCAACAGCAGCAGCAGAAGAAACGGGGGAGUGGGACAUUUAACGGCAGAGGGAGGGGGGCUGCACGAGGGGCAGAAGGGGGAGGGGGAGGAGGGGAUGGGGUGUGUGUUGGGCUUGGAAGGAGUGACUUUUGGUGUGAUGGGCAGUGAUGCGUACAGGCAAGAGCUCACAGCGCGAAUCCUAUCUGGACUCGGCGCACAGGUGCAUUUACUGCCACACCCAGCAGCAGCAGAAGCUGUUGAGAGUUCUCAAACGCGACUGACAUCUCCAACUCCAUCUGGACUUGGCGCACACGUGCACUUACUGCCACAUCCAGCACCAGAGGCGUCACAAAGGAAUCCUAUGACUCAUAUGCGAGAGGCAGCGGGAAGCAGGAGUGGGCAUUCUGCACGGGAAGUUAGUGGAGGGGGGUUCCUACUGUCUCAGCAUUCUCUCAACACAAUUCAUGUGGGGGAAACGGUGGGGAGCAGUAGCAGGGAGUCUGGAGGAGAGGUUGGUGAGAGGAAAUUAUUAUCAUCUCCCUGCCAGUCCCUCUCCACGAGUCAUGUGAGGGAGAUGGUGGAAAGAAGUGACGGGGAGUUUGGAGGAUGGGUGAUGAGUUGGUUUGGUGGGAAGAGGAAGAGAGAGGAAGAAAGGGGGGAAGGGAGAAAGGGAAGGGAGGAAGAGGAGGUGAGGGAGAGCCGGCCUUGGGUGGUGGUGAUGGAGGGGGAAGAUUUAUGGAGGCUGCAUAGUGAGGGAGGAGGGGAGGUUACUUGUAAGGUUGCAGCAGGGACAGGCAGCAGGGAGGCAGCAGCACGGCAGGCAGGUGUGCAGGCGUGGAGCAAGAGAGGGCCUGUGGUGGCGCUGACGCCGGCAGGGGCAGGCAGUUGGGAGGCAGCAGUGUGGCAGGCAGGUGUGCGGGGGUUGAGAGGGGUGGAAGGGAUGGAGUGUGGUGCUCUGGUGGUGGGUGUGGUGGUUCUCACAGACUGCUCUGGGGAAGAGGCGAUGGGGGAUGGGGGGGAAAGGAUAGACGAGGAAGAGGAGGAGGAGAAGUGGGAGGAAAAGAGUGAGGAAGAGGAAGAGGAGCGGGGGGACAAAAUCGAAGGUGAGGAAGAGGAAGUGGAGGAGAGGAGCGAAGGAGAGAGGAUGGAGGUCCAAGACACAGGAGUUGGAGAUGCAGGGGGUUUGACUGAAAUGCGAAGAGCACCUUUUUGCCCCCUCGCAACUGCUCUUGCCUCAUCCACUCACACUGCCUCAUCAACCGCCUCUGCAGCCUCUGCCACAUCUGAUGCUGCUGCUGCAUCUGUGGCCUCCGAUGUUUCUGCUUCUCCUUCUGCUUCUGCUCCUUGUGCCUCUGCUACAAUCCCUCCCCGGGUGGUCAUCUGUCGCCGCCCGUUGCUCUCUCACCAUCUGCACCAUGCCGUUCAGCUAGCAGCAUUCGGUCGCACCCACCUCACUGGGGGAGAGGCGGGGCCGGAUGACACGGAGCAAGCCGGACAUACAGAGUUUCUUUCUGGGGUGCGUUUAGAAAAGGAGUUGGGUAGUUUUGGGGAGUGUGAGGCAAAGGAGAAGGGUGCAGAGGUGUUGGGAACGAGCUUGGGUGCGCUACAGAGUGAUGAUUCCAGCAGCGGAGGCAACAGCGUCAGCAGUAGAAGAGGAGAUGGGACUGUAGAAGACACUGGAAGGCCUGAAACAGCAGCAGCAGCAGCAGCAGGAGCAGAAAAGGCAGCAGCCGCACCAGCUGCUGCCUCCCUGUCAGGCGGGGAAGUGCAGCGAAGGCAUAGGUCGCUGCCGGGAAAGGGGUCGAGUGCGGUGCCGCAGGGUGCGGGGGUGCUAGCGGGGGUGGGUGUGCUGGUGGUGGACGAUGCGGCGGUGAAUCUGGUGGUGGCGCGCCGCACUCUCACUCGCAGCGGCGCCACCGUCGCCACCGCAGGCAGCGGGGAGGAGGCGCUGUGGCUAGUCAGGCACGCCCUCGGUCUGGGGGGGAGCGCACACCACGUGGAGCCUGGCUUGAGUGGCGUUGCAGAGGCGGUGGACGGGCAUGUGGAUGUGAUUCUCAUGGACCUGCAGAUGCCCCUCAUGGAUGGUAGCAUUCCUUUCCUCAUGCCCGUUUCUCCCACCUCCAUCCGCCCAUGCUCCCGUUCCUUGCACCCCAGCUUUGCUGCAACAGAGGCCAUACGAGCGUAUGAGACCACCAUAGCGCUUCAAUCCACAUCAGCAGCAAACGCGACCAGCGAAGCAUCGGCGCAGCUCCUCAUAGUGGCGCUGACAGCAGAUGUGGAUGAUGAGGUCACGCGGCGAUGCCUUGCUAGUGGCUUUGAUGGCAUUAUGCAGAAGCCUGUCGACCCGAAGCUGCUCUCGCAGCUGCUGCUGCGCAUGAAUAGCAGGCGCAGGCUUGGAUACAGGCGCAGCGCUUCACUAGAUGCUGAGGCAGCAGCACCCUUCAUCCAUUCUUCCCCUCCUCCUCUCUCCCCUUCCCACCCUCCCUCUCAACCACUCCUAACGGUGCCAGCUGCGUCCCCUGAUCGGCACUUGGUGGUAACAGCAUCAGGCCCGGACAGGCUGGGCAUCGUGUCGACGCUGGCGAAGCGGAUCCUCGAGUGCGGCGGGAACGUGGAAGAGAGCCGCAUGGCGCGACUGGCAGGCGACUUUUCCAUCAUCAUGCUCAUCCGCGUCGACGCCACGUCGCCCCGGAUAGCGGAGGACCUUCGGCUCAAGCUGCUGGAAGUGCAGGGGCUGCAGGUGAGCACGCGGUGGACGGUGGACGAGCGCAGUGACGAGACGGCACCCAAGCGCAAGUUCCGGCGGCUGGUGCUACGAGGGGCCGACAACCCGGGGCUGGUGUACAACGUGACUGAGUACCUGUCGUCUAAGAACAUCAACAUCGAGAAUCUAGAGACAUUCACAGAGGAGGCGCCAUUCGGAGGCACCAUGCUGUUCCUAAUGGAGGGGGUCAUCGCCAUGCCCAUCCGCCUGCCCACACGGCAGUUGGAGAGGCAGCUGGACGCGUUGCAGCAGUCGCUGGGAGUGCAGAUAGAGCUGCUGAACCUGGACCCUAAAGACAUGGUGGAGGACUGGAGGGUUGCCCACGCGGCAGCUGGACGCAUUGCAGCAGCCGUUGGGAGUGCAGAUAGAGCUGCUGAAUUUGGACCCGAAAGACAUGGUGGAAGACUGGAGUUGGAGCGGCAGCUUGACGCGUUGCAGCAGUCGCUAGGCGUGCAGAUGGAGCUGCUGAAUCUGGACCCUAAAGACAUGGUGGAGGACUGGAGGGUUGCCCACGCGGCAGCUGGAAGCAUUGCAGCAGCCGUUGGGAGUGCAGAUAGAGCUGCUGAAUUUGGACCCGAAAGACAUGGUGGAGGACUGGAGUUGGAGCGGCAGCUGGACGCGUUGCAGCAGUCGCUAGGCGUGCAGAUGGAGCUGCUGAAUCUGGACCCUAAAGACAUGGUGGAGGACUGGAGAUCCCCCUGUCAAUCCCCUGCCAUUACCCAGCCAUUCCCCUUGCCAUUCCCCUGCCUUUCCGCUGCCACCCCCUGCCUUACCCCAGCCACUCUUCCUGCCAUCCCUCCUGCCAUCAUCCUGCUAUUCCAAGUGGGAACGGGGAAAACACUUGCCUAG